ACGAGAGCUGGCAAAAUGAAAUGUUCUCACCCCGAAACAAAGGCAAGCAAAUCCAAGGGCUUCGAACCAGCUCAUUCCCAGGCUGCCUGGCCCUUGUGACCUUCCUCGCUCUCUGUUACAUCCAUUUCCAACAAAACUUUUUUUUUUUUUCUUCCCUUGCCUUUAAACAAUGUAAUGGAUUCCCCUCCAUCCGAAAUUCGGGAAAUGGCUCACUGGAGAGGAAGUGCUGUGGCUCUGCAGGAGCAGAUUCCUGCCUGUAAGCCCAGCGUGCACAAAAAAAUGAUGGGGCUUUGAAAACAACCCCCCAGCUGGAACAACAUGUUGCUGCUCCUGUCGAAUGUCAUCACGGAUGAACUGUCUUCCCCCCGAAAUCAUAUUUUCAGAAGAGCUGACAAAAAUGAUGAUGGGAAGCUGUCCCUGGAGGAGUUCCAGGCCUUUUUUUCAGAUGGGACACUCAACGAGGAAGAACUUGAGAAGCUCUUCCACACCAUCGACUCGGACAACACCAACAACGUGGACACCAAGGAGCUGUGUGACUAUUUUGCUGAUCAUAUGGGAGACUAUGAAGAUGUCUUGGCCUCACUGGAGACCCUGAACCUCUCCAUCCUGAAGGCGAUGGACUACACCAAACGGGUCUAUGAGAGCGGCAGCAAUGUGGACCAGUUCGUCACCCGCUUCCUGCUGAAGGAGACAGCCAACCAGACCCAGUCACUGCUCAGCUCGGUGGAGAGCGCCGUGGAUGCCAUCGAUGAGCAGACCAACCCCGCCAGGCACUACCACGGCCAGGCUGGCCAUGCGCUGGUGGAGCCCUGGUACGACAGCCCCGUGCCCAGCUACGUGCCCCCUGCCCGUGUGGUGCCCAGGGACUGCGGGAAAGGCAGCCAGACUGGUCCCUCUGACCCCAAGGAGGAUGGGUUGGAGGGGCAGAUCAGCAGGCUGGCCGCACUCAUUGGCAGGCUGGAGGACAAGACCCUCUGGUUCGACCUGCACCAGCGGCUGUCAGACAGUGAGAGCACGGCAUGCACGUACCUCCUCCUGGUGCGGGAUGAGAUGACGGUGUCGCACAAGCACCUGGGCGAGUUCUGCAGCUCCCUGAAGCAGUAUCUGAAGAGCGUGGCUGGGGAGAGGGACUGCUUCCAUGUCACUGCGGUCAAGCUGCCCGACGGGGUCACCUUCAUCGUCUAUGAAUUCUGGGAGACUGAGGAGGACUGGAAGAGGCACCUGCAGAGUGCCACCUGCAAGGGCUUCCAGCACGUCAAGGUGGACACCCUGAGCCAGCCUGAGGCCGUCUCCAGUGUGGCCGUGCCAGCUGCCUGGUGCACCCUGAGCCGAGAGUGACAGCGCCGAGGGCCUGGCCGUGCCCCCCCGCUCCUGACAGCCCCGGGAGGGUGGGAGGUGUGAGUGUCACCUGCCUGUGCUGAAGGAACCCGCUGUGACCCGCCCCCCCCCCCCAAAAAAAAAAAAAAAACAACAAAAAAAAA
Molecule: messenger RNA, 1481 nt
Organism: Cygnus olor (mute swan)
Lineage: Eukaryota; Metazoa; Chordata; Aves; Anseriformes; Anatidae
Gene: NECAB2
Product: N-terminal EF-hand calcium binding protein 2
Exons: 13
Coding region: 319-1338 (339 amino acids)
Biological process (GO): regulation of amyloid precursor protein biosynthetic process
Cellular component (GO): cytoplasm
Molecular function (GO): calcium ion binding
Source: RefSeq, a predicted model, not a curated record